AUGGCCGUUUCUGAUGUGGGAGCUUCGAAGAUCGAGCUUCUCCAAAACGGGUUCGCUCCGCCCUUCUUCUCCAACGGGUCCAAAAUCGCUAUCGUUGUAUCAGGUGUUGGAACGGCAGGAUUAGUUAUGGAGAAGAACGGGAACAUGGAGGAGAUAGUGCUUCAAGUAAGGCCAGGCGAUGCCAUCGCUAUUCCAGAGGGAAUCGUGAGCUGGUGGUUCAACAGCAGCCCAAGAAACUUCGUCAUCCUCUUCAUCCGGCACACAGACAAGGGUCAAUGCUUCAAGGAUUUUCACCUCGCCGGUGGUAGAGGGGUCUUCGGCGGAUUUCGCAGGGACCUCCUGAGCAGAGCACUCGAUCUAGAUGGGGGAGAUGCAACCACCUUUGUCCGCUCUCAGACAACCAACGGCGUCAUCCUGAAGAUCGCUGAUGAUUUCAACGUGCCCGUGUUUGACGAGACCAACAGAAACGACGUGGUUACCAACCUUAUUGGCCUCGUUCCGUCUGUGCAAGAUGCGGGUGGAGCUGUCUUUGUGUUGAACUCCACCACAGACCUUCCUCUGCUCAAGGAGAUGGGUUGUGGAGUUUCAGUUGUUUGCCUCGACCAAAGAGCCACCUACUCUCCUACCUACUCUCGUGGAUCCACCUUCCAGAUUAUAUAUAUUUCAUCAGGGGGUGGACAAUUCCAAGUUGUGGGGGCUAGCGGGGAGAACCUCCUCAACACCACGGUUGAGGCUCAGCAACUUUUUCUCGUCCCAGGUUCCAGCGUCAUCUCAGCCAGUGCGGGUUCUUCCGGUUUGGCGUGGCUCUCGAUGGUGGAUACACUCAGUCCAAGCUUCGUCACCUUGGCCGGCAAAGGGUCCGUUCUAAAAGCUCUCUCUCCCACCAUCGUCCAAGCAGCCUUUGCCGUGACGUCUGAACUGGAGACGGUGGUCCGUGCCAAGAGAAGCGCAGAUGUUUUUUGUUUCCCGUCCACCCCUGCUGAAGAAGAAGAAUGA
This is a messenger RNA of Brassica napus (rape), 996 nucleotides long. Its product is annotated as 11S globulin seed storage protein 2-like. The record is from RefSeq and is a predicted model, not a curated record. The transcript is spliced from 3 exons. The coding region runs from base 1 to 996 and encodes 331 amino acids. Lineage: Eukaryota; Viridiplantae; Streptophyta; Magnoliopsida; Brassicales; Brassicaceae.